AUGGGUCUCGUGGACGCAGCCUCGGCCUACGACCACAACCCGCUCGGCCGUACACCGCUCGCGGACAGCGCCCAGAGAAGCGCCCCAGCCACAGCACCAAGGAUGAGGAGAAAGAAGAACUGCUACAAGCCGACCACAACAGCACAAGGUGGAGAACAAGAUGGAAAGGCAGCCACAACACGGACAGCACUACACCCGCCAGACUCGACGAGCGGCUCGUGCACGCUCUUCGUGGUGAUACUGGUGAGCUACCUGGUGCUGAACCUGGGGCUGGGGGUGAUGUUCGCGGCCAUGCCCGGGUCCCUCUGGUCCACGUCCAUCUCCAUCACGAACGCCGUUACCGCCGUCAUCCUGCUCAUCUUCCUGCGCCUCCGCUUUCACACGUCCUUCGUGCUUUUCUUGUGGACCUCCCACCUGUACCUCUUCGCCUCACGCCUCACCGUCUGCGAACCCACGCUGGGCGUUGACAAGUGGUGCGUUCUCACCGCGGCCUUCUUCAUCGCCGGCGUGCAAGGCGGCAGCGUCACGCUCUUCAUCGGGACCCUUCUCCACAUGUUCCUCCCGUUGUGGGGCCACCUCGCGCGCGACGCGCUCUACUGCACCGCCUUCCCCGCACAGUCCCUGCCCUCCUUGCGCAUGAUCGGCACAUUCCACUUUGCGCUGUACGUGGGCAUAUCGUGCGUGGGUUACGAGCUGUCUCGCUCCUCGGCCCUCCGCCAAAUGCAGCGCGCGCUGGCGGAGAAGGAGGCCACCAAUGCGCAGCUCCUCCAGGUGAGCAAGGCCAAGGAGCGCUUCAUCGCCAACACCAGCCACGAGCUGCGCACGCCGCUUCACGGCAUCAUCGCGAUGACCAGCGAGCUGCUCGAGGGCGAGGGUCUGCAGCAGAAGCGCGUGCGCGACGCCGUGGUGCUGAUCCUGAGCUGCGCGCAGCACCUGAACACCCUCAUUACCGACAUGCUCUCCUUCCAGACCCUCAUCAGCGCCAAGCCCGACCUCGUCUACGCUGCCUUCUCGCUGACCGACGAGAUCGAACGGGCCUGGGGGCAGGCCGUCGCCGCUGCCUACCGUAAGGGCGUGCGCAUGACCUCCAACGUCCGCCUGCAGCACUGGCGACGCUGGGGCAACGCGCAGAGCGUGCGCCAGGUCCUGCAGUGCCUCCUCUCGAACGCCGUCAAGUUCACCCCGACCGGCGGUCAGGUGGAGCUCGUCGCGCGCGAGCUGAACAGCAGCGCCGCCGAGCCCCAGGAAGUGUCGCUCGGCUCUGACUUGGCCGACGCCGCGAGCGAGAUGGUCGAGUUCCGUGUCAUCGACACCGGCAUCGGCAUCGAUCCGGAGAAUCGCGCUCACCUUUUCUCCGGAUUCACCCAGCUCGACGAUUCCCUGCGGCGCGAGUACGGCGGCAACGGUCUGGGGCUGGCCAUCGGCCAGCGGCUGGUGGAGGCCAUGGGCGGCAGCAUCGCCUGCUCGAGCGAGCCCAACCGCGGCUCUACCUUCACCGUCGUCCUGCCGCUGCCCCUCGCGCCCAGCGACGACCACCCGCCCACCGCCAGCAGCGCCCAGGGCAUCCCCCAGACCGGCAGCGGAGAGGGCUCGCCGGCUCUGGGCGUGGCGCCGCUGCUGCCGCAUGAUGAAGAGGGAAGGGAGAAGGAUGAGCUGGUGGAGGAGCAGCGUCCGAGGCGAGGGGAGAACAAGCUCCGGGUGCUGCUGGUGGAGGACAACAUGGUCAACCAGAAGGUGGGCGUGCGGAUGCUGGAAUCGCUCGGCUGCGAGGUGGACGUGGCGGUUAACGGCCUCGAGGCCGUCGCCGCCGUCGAGCGCGCCCUCGGCUUCUUCGGUGGCGAGGGAAGCGAAGGCCACGACGACCACACCGCUGCCGCCGCCACCACCGGCGACAAUGGCCACCACUACCACUACGACCUCAUCCUCAUGGACUGCCAGAUGCCCGGUAAAACGCUCCACGCCCACACCACCAUCGCCCUUGGCCCGCGUGCUGACGUGGUGAUGGACGGGUUCAAGGCGACGAAGCGGAUACGCGAGCUGGAGCGGCGGCGCCGAAUAGCGGAGGAGGUGGCCGAGAGGAGGAAGGUGGUGGUCCGUGUCCCCAUCGUGGCCGUCACCGCCUCGGCCACUCAAAAGUACGAGGACAAGGCCUACGCCUGCGACAUGGACGAUUUCGUGGCCAAGCCACUCAAUCGAAGCACGCUCAAGGCGGCGCUUGAUAAGUGGACGCGACGACCGGCGGCCGCUGUACAGAGAGAGGACGACCGCCAAAAGGGAGGGAUUGAGGAAGCCACUGAACCUGUGCAUCACUCGUUCAACAAGUGUACAUAA
This is a messenger RNA of Acanthamoeba castellanii str. Neff, 2331 nucleotides long. Its product is annotated as ATPase/histidine kinase/DNA gyrase B/HSP90 domain containing protein. Bases 1 to 2331 code for a protein of 776 amino acids. Gene Ontology annotation, biological process: protein autophosphorylation; phosphorelay signal transduction system. The record is from RefSeq and is a predicted model, not a curated record. Gene Ontology annotation, molecular function: phosphorelay sensor kinase activity; histidine phosphotransfer kinase activity. The transcript has 8 exons. Lineage: Eukaryota; Discosea; Longamoebia; Acanthamoebidae.